UUAGAUAUCACAUGAUCUUGAAAAAUGGCAUCGCCAAACAACAUUCAAGCUGCUUGUUAUGUGGCUGAACCAGAUCAAUCACCACCACCUCAUGUUGUUCAAGAACCUCCCACUAACGAAACAGCUGAACUAGACUAUGACUUUGUCGAGCAGCCUGACCAAGACUACUUCUGUCCUGUGAGCUUAGAGCUACUUGUUGAGCCACACCAAACGUCAUGCUGCGGCCAUCACAUCUCCCAGCAAGCUGCUAACAGACUCAUAAGAGAACGAAAGCCAUGCCCAAUGUGCAAAGAAGACAACUUUGCUACUCAUGAGGACAAGUUCUUCAAACGCAAUUGCAUCAACAAGCUUAAGGUUUACUGCUCCCACAAGAAGAGUGAGUGUGAGUGGACGGGGGAACUGGGGGACCUGAACCACCACACCACUGCCUGUCCAAAACGUCCCUGGAAGUGCCAGUAUUGUGAUCAUGAAUCGAUCUACGAGAUGGGACCAACUGACCACACCCCCAACUGCCCCAACUUCCCCCUGCCCUGUCCCAACCAAUGUGAGAUUGGUACCGUCCCUCGCUGCCAAGCUGAUAGCCACCUGCUGGAGUGCCCCCUACAACUAGUGGAGUGUAAGUUUGCUGGUACUGGAUGUAACGUGAAGGUUCCUCGAAGAGAUAUGGCGGGUCACAUGACAGAGAAUGCCCAACACCACCUCAUGACAGCCACCCUCCUCAAUCUGAGACUCACGAGAGAGCUACACCAGAAAAUGGAGGAGAAAGAUCAACAGAUUACUGAGCUGAAACAGCAGAUGACAGAUAAAAUCGCAGCUCAGCUUGAUCAGCAAAAAGAAUAUUUUGAUUCCAAACUACAAAACCAAACCGAAACUUUCGAUGCAAAGUUUCAGCAACAAGCAAUGAAGCUAAACACCAUAGAGGCUAAUAGUUCAUUUCUUAGAUAUUCUAUCGGCUUACCUGUUAGAUUCACUUGUCACAAGCUUACUCUUUCCGAAUUCAAGAAAUUUCAGGCAGAGGGACGUAGCUGGUUUAGUGAACCUUUCUACAACUACCCAGGAGGGUACAGAUUCAAACUAAACAUUGACAUCGAUGAAACGAAUUUGUCGGCUUAUCUCUAUUUGUUAAAGGGUGACUAUGACGAUGAGAGGCAAUGGCCUAUAAAAGUCACAGUGCGCCUAACCAUGCUCAACCAGCAAAGAGACAACAAUCAUCACGAAUGCCCAGUGAUUGAGGUCAGGUACCAGCAAGCAGCAGGAGAAAAGUUCGUGUGUAUCGAUGAGGAAUACUUCCCUCUUAAUCGAUUACAAUCAUAUGUUCGUAUUAAAUACUUGUACAAUGAUAGCAUCAAAUUUAAACUAGAGCUAAAAAUAAAACAUUAACUUGAGAGGAACGUGAAUGUUUUAAUUUUCCUGUACCUGUAUAUUAUUGUUGUUUUACGUAAUUAUAUUAUGAAUCACCUUGA
Messenger RNA from Halichondria panicea, 1463 nucleotides. RefSeq names its product TNF receptor-associated factor 5-like. Gene Ontology annotation, molecular function: protein binding; zinc ion binding. The record is from RefSeq and is a predicted model, not a curated record. Bases 25 to 1380 code for a protein of 451 amino acids. The transcript has a single exon. Lineage: Eukaryota; Metazoa; Porifera; Demospongiae; Suberitida; Halichondriidae.